AUGAGGGAGGAGAGAGAAAGAGGAGAGGAUGUAUUGACAUGGCCUCUUGUGGUCGGAGAGAGAGGUAAUAAAACUAGUGUUAAGGAAGAAGUUAAGAAACAGCUAUGGCUUUCGGGUCCACUAAUCGGCGUGAGUCUUCUUCAGUUUUGUCUACAAGUCAUCUCCGUUAUGUUCGUCGGCCAUCUUGGCUCUCUUCCUCUCUCUGCCGCCUCUAUCGCCACUUCUUUCGCCACCGUCACCGGCUUCAGCUUCCUCAUGGGAACAGCAAGUGCAUUAGAUACACUUUGUGGCCAAUCAUACGGAGCAAAGAUGUACGGAAUGUUAGGGAUACAAAUGCAAAGAGCAAUGUUUGUUCUUACUCUACUCUCUGUUCCUCUCUCCAUCAUUUGGUCUAACACAGAGCACUUCCUAGUCUUCUUCGGACAAGACAAGUCCAUUGCUUCACUCGCUGGAUCAUACGCAAGAUUCAUGAUCCCAAGCAUCUUCGCUUACGGUUUACUUCAAUGCUUAAACAGGUUCUUGCAGGCCCAAAACAAUGUGUUUCCUGUGGUUUUUUGCUCUGGAAUCACAACUUCUCUUCAUAUCCUCCUCUGUUGGGUCUUGGUUUUGAAAUCGGGUUUAGGGUUUAAAGGAGCCGCUGUGGCUAACUCCAUCUCGUAUUGGCUUAAUGUCGUUCUCUUGUUCUGUUACGUCAAGUUAUCGCCUUCUUGCGCUCUGACUUGGACCGGUUUUUCAAAGGAGGCUCUCCGAGAUAUCAUCCCUUUUAUGAGACUAGCUAUACCUUCUGCACUUAUGGUCUGCUUAGAGAUGUGGUCCUUUGAGCUUCUGGUUCUUUUAUCAGGACUUCUUCCGAACCCGGUUCUUGAAACUUCAGUCCUCUCAAUCUGCCUUAAUACAUCAGGAACAGUCUGGAUGAUCCCAUUUGGUCUUAGUGGCGCUGCAAGCACAAGAAUAUCAAACGAGUUAGGAGCGGGAAAUCCAGAAGUGGCUAAGCUUGCCGUGCGUGUGGUCAUGAGCAUUGCAAUCGCAGAGAGUAUAGUGAUCGGUUCGGUUUUGAUAUUGAUAAGGAACAUAUGGGGAUUGGCUUACAGUAGUGAACCGAAAGUAGUCACGUAUGUAGCCUCGAUGAUGCCGAUUCUUGCCUUAGGCAAUUUUCUAGACAGUCUUCAAUGCGUUCUCUCAGGGGUUGCUAGAGGAUGUGGAUGGCAGAAGAUAGGAGCAUUCGUGAAUCUUGGAUCAUAUUAUCUUGUUGGAGUUCCUUCAGGCUUGUUACUUGGUUUUCACUUUCACGUUGGUGGUCGGGGGCUUUGGUUUGGAAUCAUAUGUGCACUCGUUGUUCAAGUUAUAUGUCUUUCCCUCGUCACCAUCUUUACAAAUUGGGAUGAAGAGGCCAAGAAAGCUACAAAACGAGUUGAGUCUUCUUCAGGUGUGAAGGAUUAUGCCGUCGAUAAUGGAUCAGUUGUUGUAUUUUGA
Molecule: messenger RNA, 1473 nt
Organism: Thlaspi arvense
Lineage: Eukaryota; Viridiplantae; Streptophyta; Magnoliopsida; Brassicales; Brassicaceae
Source: the annotation of a GenBank genome assembly